Messenger RNA from Macrosteles quadrilineatus (aster leafhopper), 11052 nucleotides. RefSeq names its product huntingtin-like. The record is from RefSeq and is a predicted model, not a curated record. Gene Ontology annotation, cellular component: nucleus; cytoplasm. NCBI's taxonomy places the organism in Eukaryota, Metazoa, Arthropoda, Insecta, Hemiptera, Cicadellidae. The transcript has 60 exons. The coding region runs from base 307 to 8892 and encodes 2861 amino acids.
UUUGGUUAUGCCAUUUUAGUAUGAGAUGAGCUGUCUGCACUGCAGAGCAGAAGCAGUGUUGUUAAUACUUUUACUCCUAGGCUAGUGGAAUUUCUGUGCUAAACUGAUGUUCACUUAUCUGUCUCGCGAUUUAUACACCUGAUAGGAUUUCAUUUAUGUUCACUAAAAAAUUUUGGCUCAUUACAUUGUUAAGAUUUAUUCAUUUGAUGGAUAAUGUUUAGGCCUAGGUAGUUAAAAAUUUAAACCUCAGUAGGCCCUAGUCCUAUUGAGUCUCUAAGAGUGAGUGUAGGUCCUUUACCUUCAACAAUGGGAACUCUUGACAAACUUGUCAAAGCUUUGGAAGCUCUUAAAAUAAGUAAAGAACCUCCAUCAACUAUAGAAGAUGAAACACUUGUAAGAAGGAAGAAGAAAGUAGAAUUAUGCAAUUUUGUAGCAGAUACCAUGUGUUCUCCAAAUGUCAAAGGGGCUGCAAACUUUCCGUCGUUACUGUCAUUCUCCAUGGAGACGCUGUUGCAACUCUGUGAUGAUUCAGAUUCUAACAUUCGUUUGGUGGCUGAUGAAAGCCUCAAUAGGAUCAUCAGGGCUAUGAUGGACAACAACAUAGUCAAGGUGCAUGUUGAGCUACACAAGGAGAUUAAGAAGAAUGGAAGUGUUCGCUCCUUGCGUGCUGCACUUUGGAGAUUUGCUCAGCUGGCUCAUAUGAUAAGGCCCCAAAAAGGCAAGGCCUAUAUCCAGAACCUAGUGCCUAGCCUGAUAGAGAUUGCCAAACGUAGAGAGGAACCUGUGCUAGAGACUCUAGCUGCAUCCCUGCCUAGAAUACUGUCUGCUCUGGGCAACUUCACAACGGAUAACAACAUCAGGGAUCUUUUGAAGAGUUUGUUGGUCAACCUGAGUAGUGAUAUCACGGUAGUUCGCCGAACUGCAGCUACUAGUAUUGUCAGUGUUUGCCUCCACAGCCGCAAACCAAGUGUCUUCUUCUCAUACACUCUCAAUUCCUUGUUGGAUGGUAUUGUACCAGUCAAGGAGGGGGAGGAGUUGACUGUACAGGGAACACUAAACUGUGUGAGACUGCUACUACCACAUCUGACCCAGGCCACAGCUGGUGAUCAUGACUGUCUCUUUAGUGUUGAUAGGUUCAUACAAAUAUACGAGUUGUGUCUACACCUGAGUAGUCACCCGGACCACAACAUGGUGACUACAGCAUUAGAGACAUUACAUCAGUUGUUGUGUAUGAUGUUGCAGAUAUACGAGUUGUGUCUACACCUGAGUAGUCACCCGGACCACAACAUGGUGACUACAGCAUUAGAGACAUUACAUCAGUUGUUGUGUAUGAUGUUGCAGAUAUACGAGUUGUGUCUACACCUGAGUAGUCACCCGGACCACAACAUGAUAUACGAGUUGUGUCUACACCUGAGUAGUCACCCGGACCACAACAUGGUGACUACAGCAUUAGAGACAUUACAUCAGUUGUUGACAUCAGCUCCUAGACAACUGUUGGACACUCUCCUGUCUCCUCAAGGCAUCAGCAGAUCUCACAUACACACCCAGGCUGCUGAUACUGAAAAACUGUCUCGCAGAUCACUCAGUGAGAUGAGUGUGGCCUCAGUGACAGCAGAUUCUCCUCUGCUGGAUACACAAGAGGAGACAAUACAAGAUGGCAGACUGGUGCAAUGGAUACACUCCUCCUCCACCUCCUCCCAGAUAGACUCAGCCUCAGAAGAAAGUGAUACAGAGAAUAUAGGAAGUAGGAGAGAAGUUUUACCAAUUCUAGUUGGACCUUCUAUAGAGCGAGCUCCUAGUCUAGAAGCAGAUAUGUUGUUGGCUCGAGACACACCUUCGCCAGAAGCUACAGAUAAUCAACAAAGUCAAUCAGUCGCUAAUGUUCAGGUGUGGGAGGUAGGGUCUACACUAGAUGCUGGCCAGCCAGCUCUAUUACACUGUUGUCGUCGUCUAGUCACAGGGUUCCUGCUACCAGAGGGCAAUUCAGGGCCCAGAAUGCGUGUCAGUGUUAGAGCCUUGGCGUUACAAUGUCUAACUCAGUUAGUCCGUGUACAACCGUCUUUCUUCUUCUGCACUAUUGAUGUCAACAGCCAAGCUACCGCUGAUGGUUUUUCUCAUGUGAGUGAUGUGUUGUGCUUUGCGACCCACUCUGACCAGCAGUUGAGGGGUUUGUGUUGUGUUCUGGUUGGAACAUUUAUCUGCUCUUCAAUCACCACUGCUGCUACAACGUUUGAUCAGUGGGUCAACACUUGUCAACCGACCAAACCAGUCACCCUCCCCUCCCUAGUGUCACUUCUAACCACGGGUCUACAGGACGAGUCCUCCACAUGUGUGAGGCAUGCUCUGACCAGCCUCUGUGUCUGUCUAGGACCUCUGUUGUGUAGUCAUGACCACCAGACUGCUCUACCUAUACUGCCUGCGCUACUGAGAGUGGCAGACAACUCUUACUGGCUGGUCAAGGUGAAACUACUGGAACUGCUGGGAUAUUUGUCGUACCUGCAUAUCCACCAUGUGACAGGCAACAGUGAGUUCCAGUCCCAGGUGCUGCACUCUGUCAUGUUGGCACUGCUUGGGGACGAGGAUGCUCGAGUCAGGAAAGCUGCCUCUGAAGCAAUCACUAGAGCAUGUGAAAACAUGUUUCACCCGGUGGACUGGAACAGACUGGACAUUGUUAACUGUGCUGCGGCCUGUCUCAGAGACAUCUACCUCACUGGGCUGUUUGAUAGAGACUGUGAAAAGGCUGUGAGUUCUUCUGUAGAAGGUUCUUUAUCACGUGUUAUUUAUCUUCUUUCAAGACAACUACUACAAUCUUCCUCGAAACACCUAACGGCGGGGUGUUGUGAAGCUCUUAGCUCAUUGGCUGACAAGUUCCCCCCCUCCACCUACCCCAAGGCGUGGCACUGCUAUCUGAAGCAUCUCGCCUCUGAUACCAAGUCCUCUGUAAGUGCCUCAGGUCUUUUAGGUGUUCUAGUGGCAAUGUUAACUGCCUCACCUCUCUCUCUUGACCUGGACGUCCACAACUGGCUGCUACUGCUGGCUGCCAGUAUCUAUACUGGAUUAGCAACCAUGGGAUUAAAAGAAAAAGAAUUAAAUGAGAAAAUGGAAAACAAACAGUUGUGGAGUCACUUUCAAGACCCAAAGAUGGCUGGCUUAAGUGAGUCACUUCUGCAACACCUUGUGCGUAUGUUGUGUGUGUUUGUGAGAGUUCUGGAGGAAGCUCCUGGACCUAAGAACACCAACCCAUCACCAGUCAAGCGGCGACCUACACGCUCCUCCUCCCCAGCCAAGCUCACCCCCUCUACAGGUGAGAAAGACGCUGGGAAGGAAGAGAAAGGAAAGUUUGGUAAUUUCACCCAUCUUCCUCACUACAGCAAACUUUUUGAUAACCUACGAUCUGCUUAUACCAAUCACAAGACGCAGCUGGAAUGUGGUGACAAGAUGGCAGGACUGCUAGGCUCAGUACUACUUUGUAUCAGUCAAGUCUUGGAAUUCUCAACCCUGGCUGAGACAGGCAGGUGUGCUGAGGAACUCUUGCUAUAUUUACGAGUUGUUGUUUCAUUGGAACCAACCGCAAGUGUUGCUACGGUGCAACAGCUGUUGAAGAGUCUGUUUGGGUCCAACCGUGUAGCAGCUUGGGAGGAGGAAGGGAAGAUGUCCCUGCCUGAGCAACACUCUCCCUCCCAUUGCAACACCACCACCACCACACUGGGCUUCUAUGAUCUCAUACUUCGCAGGUUUCUUCAACAAAACACAUCACCUACAGAGUCUGACAUCCUGCCUAACAACAACGAGAAAGAAGCUUGGAACCAAAGAAAGACAGUUUCCAUCAUCAAGGGUCUGAUGAAGAGUUCUGAUCGCCAUGCACUAGCCUCUUACAUCCGCCUGUUUGAGCCCAUGGUCAUACAAGCACUAAAGCAAUACACAGUAACCAACAAUGUGAGGCUCCAGGUGGCUGUUCUAUCUCUUCUGACUCAACUAGUCCAGCUGAGAGUCAACUAUUGUCUUCUGGACUCUGACCAAAUAUUCAUCGAGUUUGUGUUGAAACAGUUUGAGUUUUUGGAAGCUGGUCAAAUCAACCAAGCUGAGGUUUUAACCCCCAAGAUGUUUGAGUUUCUGGUGCAUCUGUCUUAUGAGAAGAAUCACUCUAAGCCAGUGAUUGGAGUGGCCAAGGUGAUACAACUCUGUGAUGGCCUCAUGGCCAGUGGGCAGGACCCUCUCACCCACUGUAUCCCAGCCCUGGCGCCCAUAGUAGAGCAUGUAUUUACAGCUACAAGCUCCACUAGUGUCUGGCAAGUCAAAACUCAGAGGGACGUAGUAAUUGCCAUGCUGCUCAGACUAGCUGAAUAUCCUCAGGUGCUGAGUUUGCUGAGUCAGAUCUUGAUAGCUGAGCGAGGUGGGGAGGAGAGCAAGCGUUGGUCUCACCAGACUGCCGAUGUGCUGAUGCCACUUCUGGCGCAGGGAAGAGUCAGAUUAGACUCAGCUGAAGCUAUUGUUGCCUUGCUGAAUCUUCUCAAUAGUUUGCUACCUCGCACACUCAGUCCGCCUGAUCCUGUAUUGCGGGUUCUGUUUACCUCACAACUUUUUGAGAUAGAGUACAGCAGCCGCAGCCUAAGCACAAUGUUGGCGAUGCUGUUGUACAUCAUAGGUAGAGAUGAGGAGGACAGUUUUUUGGCUAGACUGGAGGAUCUGAAGCUGUGUGUGCGUGAACAGAGUGAUGAUCCUCUCAAUGCUACAGCCGCUAACCUCAACGACCCACCUCAGACUGUCUUUGCCAGAUUGCUGCUCAGAACAUUGCUGUGCCUUACCACUCAGUUACACUCAGCCACCUUCUGUUCCUAUGGAGACCCAUCUUCAGCCUCCUACCUACAAUACUUGCUGGCCCACUUCUUGCUCUGUUGCUGUCAUUUGCUUAAAUCAAGUAGUCAUCAGGUUAUUGCAGCAGGGUUAGUAGCACUAAUGGCACAAACAGAGGCCGCCAACAUAACUCAGCUGAGUAAGAUGUUUGUCAGUCUGGCACCACGAUGUCCUCUAGUAGUGGUACUUUGGUGUCGUCUACUAGCCUUCGCUGGUAUUGGACAUUGUGAUAAAGCUUUCUGGUCUACGCUUGUUGGAAUAAACAGUGUGGACAUCAAUAACUUCAAACAUUCAUGUUUGAAUUUGGACGUGGUUCACAGAGGCAGCCUUAUCGUGUUUUGCGAUUUUAUUGCAAGCUCAGCUAGGCUUGUAGAGGACAGCGCCUGGCUGCUUGGACGUCAUUUCCCUUCGUUGUUGUCUCUGUAUACAGAGCCCCCCGUGUAUGAGUUGCUUGAAGCCUGUAAGAACAAUCCUGCCACUGCUGGACUACUGCUACCCCCACUGGCAACUGUCGCUGCCAACAACCCUACUCCAUGGCUAGUCAGCAAGAUCCUGGACCUACUGUUCUCUGUCAGUCUGGAUGACUCAGGCUCCGUGCUGACUAUACUCACCAUGCUGCUGCAACAUCCUCACCUAGUGCUGGCCCGGCGUGCUUCAGCACUCGCCUGCUCGAGAGUAGAAUAUCUUCUGAUCUUGGAGAGAGAAGAGGUUGUGAAAAUGUUGGAUCAUGAUGAUCUGCUUAACUUAUUGAGACUGAUAACUACCAAAAACUCACGAUUGGCUACCAAACACAGUGGACUGGUCAGUUUGCUCAACAAGUUAGCGACCACUCACUACGACAUGACUCUUCCAUGUGAACAGGGCCGCAAUGUCAACACUACCAACAUCCAGUCCAUCUGCCUGGACAAGGCUUGGUUCCUUACUCAAGUGCGACUGAGGUGUUGUCAGGUGGAGAGUGCUCAGCAAUGCAGCCAACUGCUGAGUCAGCUGGACUAUGACGACAUUGUGUCUGUAAUGAGAUGCCAGCAAUUUAACAACUGCAUUUUGCAACACUGUUUCAUCCUUGGAACUCAACUUACAAUGCAGGAGCGCAAGACACCCAAGACAUUGAGUGAGCAUCUGUCUCCUCUACACCUUGCUGCCAGGACCACUCUACUGCAGCAUCUACACCAUCUACACACUCUCCUACCCAGGGUGCACCAGGUGUACAGUCCAGUGGGAAGGCUGGCAUUCCCCAAGGAGACCAAGUACACGGAGAGGCUGAAUGAGCUGUUUGGUGACGCCAAGUUUGUGGACACUCUAGUGAAGUUGGUGCCAGCGGUAGUGGCAUAUCUGGCGUCCACCAGAACCACAGGCUGUGAUCCCUCACCUGCAGCUCAAGACCUGGUUACCUUCGGUGUCCUCUGUACUGAGGUAGUACAUUGGAUGUUGAGAAAGUCAUCUCAGUGCCCUAGCCUCAUCAACAACUGCCUGGAAUGUGCUGUAGAUGUGCUGCAACUGGAGGAGGUGUCUGGAUUGUUGUUUAAGUAUUCACAUGUAGUACAUUGGAUGUUGAGAAAGUCAUCUCAGUGCCCUAGCCUCAUCCAUAACUGCCUGGAAUGUGCUGUAGAUGUGCUGCAACUGGAAAAGGUUCCUGGAUUGUUGUCUGUUACCCACUUGGGUUCUCUGACCUCUGCUUUGGCUCGCCUUGUCUAUUUUUCUACUCGGAACAACCUUAUCAUGCCUAGGCAACAAGGAAAUUCACAACUUGAUUUCAUGGUAAGGAUUGAAGAUGGCAAUAACUUUACUUUACCAAAGCCUAACCAAGGAAAUUAUUUAAACGGUGAAGAUGAAGAUAAUUCCCCUGAAGUAGAGACUGUAGUCGUGUCUCACACGUGUCUCCAGGUAGCAGCUCUAGUCUCAUGGCUGGAGAAUGUUCCACAGCCACUGUCUCACAUACCACCCUUCAUCAUCAACUCCAUCAGAGGCAUGGUACAAAGUGUCAGUAGAUGUCCCCCAGUGUUGUGGCACAGUGUGACCCCACCUGAUGCUUGGCCUCCUACAUCCACAGCUGCUACACCACCUGCUCCUCCACCUCUUCAUGACAUUGAUUUGCUAAGACAGCAAGUGUUCAGGAUAUCAUUGGUAGGAUGGACCAGUCGUACACAGUUUGAGGAAACUUGGAUGUCUCUACUGACUGUGCUUAGUGCCAGUCCUAGCCCUGACUCUGACCAGGAUGAGAUACAAGCCAUCAUGCAGGGAAGCAGUGUAGCUGUACAGGCUAUCACCUCACUCCUAGUACAGACUCUACUGCAGCCAUCUGCAGGCAACCCCAACACUGGUAGAUUGAUGCACUCUUCCAGAGACCUACCUCUAAAUCUACCAGAACAAUGGGGAGGCAAGUUGGAGAUAGUGACAGAUGCUCUCUAUUGGAAACUUAGAGAAUGUCGGACACUUGUACCAACCAGUGUUAAAAUAAGCUGCUUACACGAUCGAUGCAACAUUGAGAGGCUUCACAAUGUGCACAGGUAUGGCUACAGUCAAGUCUCUGUUAAUUUUUUGAAAACAGCAGUCAUGUCAACAGAAGAAAGAGCUGCCUAUCCCUCAGUAAACUCUGACUAUGAAGAACAUUUGAGGAGGAUUUCAGAGAGUGGGCUGGACUUACACUCUUGUCUCCAGUUCCUCUUAGAUCUCUACUCACAGUGGACACAGCCCGAGGUGAGUGUUCCACUGAACCUGCUGGUGGAGGUGGUGAGGUCUACGGUGAUCUUGUCAGAUCUGUUCUCUGAGAGAUCUCACUGGGCUUGGCUGCUGGACCUCAGUCUGGAGCUGUCUCGCUCACAUACACCAGAAGACGAGAUCCUACAUCAGUACCUGCUUCUGGCUGCCUGCAAGUCUGCUGCUAUCCUGCCUGCUCUGGAGACAGAGGCCAGUGACAGAGUGUUGAGGCUGCUAGAGGCUGGACUCAAGGCUAACUUCUCAUCUACCAGGCUGGCAGCAGUUCAUGGUCUUAUGUACCUCUUGGAGAGCUUCAUUCAUGUAAAGACUGAGGAAAACGUUAGUGAAACUCCCAGCAAAGUGCCAGAUACAAGGCAAAGACUUCUAUCCAUGGCGAAAGAGUUUAUCAACAAGCACUUUACUGCCGAGUCUUCCACUCUACACAGUGAGGACAGCCAGCUAGUGGUGUAUAGUCUGGUGUUUUAUUUAAUGGAACACUCACCAAAUGAUUUACCUUCAGAAGUACAGUCACAUCUGCUACAACUGGUCAUCUCCACAUCCUCUGGAAGACAGAUAGUUCUUUAUCAGGCACUUAUGCAGGGAGUAAGUAGAUUGGUGUUGGCCCAAGUGCCAGGGCUAUUGGAGCCUGUUACGAGGCUAGCUAUGGACAGACUCAACCAAUCAGAUCCUGCAGUGUCUCUGCUUGCUUUGAGGCUACUUCUCAUCUGCAUGUAUGGUGGAGAUUACAGCAGAAUGAGGGGACAAGAGGAUUUUGUAGAUCCUGAGCAGCUUGUGGCGACCAUGGAGAAAACCUCUGCUUUGUUUGAUAGAGUUAAAAAGGGAAGUCCUUCAGAGGUAGAAUGUGUGUGUGCAGUUCUUCCGUACCUACUUGCUGACUUCUUCCCUGCUUCAGAAAUGUUGACCAAAGUCAUAGGAGAAUUUCUUUCACCUCAGCAACCCAACCACAGACACCUAUCUGCUGUUGUUUUUCAGGUGUUAUCACAGGCAUGCAGAGAGGACCAACUACCAUUGCUACAGGCGUGGUUGGUAAUGUCUCUUCAUAUCUUUACUCAGACUCUGCCUGUAGCCACAUCCACUUGGUGCCUUGCCUGCUUCUUCAUCAGUGCCUCCACUAAUCCUUGGCUGAGAGCUAUAUUCCCUCAUGUUCAGUCACGGAUGGGUAAGUUCACUUAUGAAGACAGGAAGCUGCUUUGUAUUGCUGCCUCAGACUUCUACAGACAGCUGACUGAUGAUAAGCAAAAGGAAACAUUCUAUAGAACCUUUAAAGAAGCAGCAUCAACUCCACGGAGCCCUUUUGCUGAUGUGAUUGCAAGUCUAUAGUCAAAAAAUUGCAACAGAGUCAAAAUAACAGCUGAAAAAGGGUUGCAGCUUUAACACAUUUUUAAUGAAGACAUACAAACCCAAGACUCACAGUGAAGAGUUAAAUUCUCUUCAUUUUACACUGGUAAUGUUAUGUAGAAAUAAUUUGUUAUAUUUUUAUAAGUUAUUAUAUACUGUUAAUUAGUGUCAGGGUUAAUUGUUGUAUUGACUAGUGUGAUACGUUAAACUACAUUUGUUUUUAUUAAUGUAUAAGUUGAAUUUAUCAGCCAGUACCUUAGUCAUACGCUUUUUACAAUCCAAGUCUAGCCAAUGUAUAGUUUUGUUUUAUUUAUAUUUAUAUAUAGUCAUCAACAACCAAAGGUAUAUUACUUAAACUUGUACCUUAGACAUUCCGAUCUUUUUAUCAUUGCUUCCAGGAAAGUGUUAACUGCUAAGGUUGUAUGGAAAGUGUUGAUUGAGUGUUACUGUGGCUAUAAAUACAAUCUGAAUAGUUGGUUACCAUCACGAAUACUUGAACAGAACAAAUAUGUAUCAUAAACAUAAACAAAUGACUUUGCUGACCCGAAUCCUAUACUAAUAGCAUUAACAUAUGGUUUAGACAGUUCCAUUUAAGCAAUGUUAAAUAAUGUUUAUUUUCGGGCCAGGAACGUCAUUUGCUUAUGUUUAUGAUCCAUACCGGUUCUGUUCAAGUAUUCAUGGUUACUGUAGAACACAGAAAAACCACCUCACUAAAUAUCAAAUUGUUAGAGGAGUACAGUAAAAAUUUAAUUUUUCAAUUAAUUUUGUACUAAGAAUUCAUCUUUUAAAUUAAGAAAAUCCAAAAUCUGUAAUGUUAGGCCAUAAAAUAAAAAUAUUUUUCUAAAGGUUUUAUUAUCUGAACUCGGUGUGGUUUUCUCACAGAAAUAUAUAAUAAUGGAUAUCACAAAAGCAUUGAAAGAGUUUGUUAUGGCAUCUCCCUUAGUUAUAUUUCAUGUCAUUCUAUGUAAAUCCUAAUGUUUAAAAUUGUUGUCUAGCCUACAAGUUAAAUAUUUAGCUCUGUUCUUCCUUUAGUUAAGAAACAAUCAAUACAGACAGUGUUAGACCGAUCUGUAUACAGUAUAACAAACAGAAACAAAGCCUACUAUAAUAUAGCCUACAGGUAAUGUAGGAUUUGGUUUAUGGUAUAAGCCUAGUAAAAGGCCUAAAAAAAUAGUCACUAGCCAAUGAAACAUGGUUGAAUAAAAAUUUAGAUUUUAAGACAUAAUGAGGAUUUUUGACUACAAUACAAGGACUUAAAUUUCUAAUCGAAAAAUCAAACCACAGAACACAUUUUGAAAACCUGAUACAGUUGCCGAUUUGUUUUUUUAAACUUUAUGACAAUGCAAUUUCUUCAUAAUAUCCCUGAUAUAAAUAUAUAACUUUUUCAGAUUGAUCCUUCUCCUUCCAUGUUUGAAGUUCUUAUGUAGGUAUUUCCCCAAAAUACCUAUAUUUAAUAAAUAAAUACCUUUUAGAAAGUAUUGGCUCAAUAUAAUUAAACAAUAUUUUUGCUUUGAAAAAGUACAUCCUCAGAUAUCCUGAUAGUAAGAGAAAACCAUUUAAAGUGUAACACAAUUUUGUAAUGUAACAUGAGUAUAUCCAAGGCCGCACUAGAUAUGCAGGCCGUCCUGCUAAUUGUGUGACGUCACAACUGUAGGCAGUCCCGCUGCCGCUACACACACAGGGGCUUAUAAAGAUUUAUUGCAAAGAAAUAAACCUACCACCACUUCUUUAUUGUUCGAUAUUUACAAUUUUAUCAUAAACGUUUGAAUGGUUGUGGACGAUUUUGUUAGUAUACCACCGCGUUAUGCCGACUGACCACACCGCAUAGCGGGGAAGCGACCGCCUUCAGUUGUGACGUAGCGCCUGAAGUGGUGGGGGAGCAGGACGGCCCCUAUAUCUAUAGGAACCUUGGUAUAUCACAUAAUCUUUUUAUUAUAUAUUAGUUUUUCUUUCGAUUACUUAAAGUAAUAUCCGUUACCUUAUUACGAUUUCUCGUACAAUUCGUUACUCUGUUAUGAUUUUUUCAGUAACCUACAGUUAUUAUGUUAUGUAUGCUAUCAUGUUUGUAACAUAUUUAAUAUAUUGAAAAUAAAAGUGAGAUGUAAGAUAGUAUUUUGACAAAAUCACAGUUGUACCUAAAUA